This is a messenger RNA of Lethenteron reissneri (Far Eastern brook lamprey), 590 nucleotides long. Its product is annotated as stress-associated endoplasmic reticulum protein 2-like. Gene Ontology annotation, cellular component: endoplasmic reticulum. The record is from RefSeq and is a predicted model, not a curated record. Gene Ontology annotation, biological process: endoplasmic reticulum unfolded protein response. Lineage: Eukaryota; Metazoa; Chordata; Hyperoartia; Petromyzontiformes; Petromyzontidae.
CUCGGCCGUCGGCCGCGCUCGUUGGUUCGCGUCCGCACUACUUGAUCGUGUCGGAGCGAUACGCGGCGGUGAGAGGGUGCGUCUCUUUAAACGGUCGUCAGAGUCGAGCGUUACCGUCUUGGUGGUGAUUACUGCGCGAUUACUCCGAGACGAUGGUGGCGAAACAGAGGAUUCGCGUGGCGAACGAAGCUUACAGCAAGAACAUCACGCAGCGCGGACAUGUCGCCAAGAGCUCCAAAGCCCAGGAGGAGAGGCUGCCCGUGAGCCCUGCCCUGAUUGCACUCUUCGUGUUCGUGGUUUGCGGCUCAGCUGUCUUCCAAAUCAUCCAGAGCGUGAGGAGUGGAUAUUGAGGCAGUGCUUGUGAAGUUACUCCCCCAUCACCACCAACUUCUGCUGCCACGAUGUGGGAACGCAUCACCAUCGCCUCGCCACCCCACUCCCAGCCUCUCGCCCAACACCCAAGCCAGUCUUUAAAACGCAUGCUUUUAAGUGUUCAUGUAAAAUGUUUACAACACAAAUGUGCCUUCAAUGGAAAGUGAUUUACUAUUUAUUCAAAACUGACAAAUAAAAGCCUAUAUUUCCUCGCUAAA